Messenger RNA from Tilletiaria anomala UBC 951, 414 nucleotides. RefSeq lists its product as uncharacterized. NCBI's taxonomy places the organism in Eukaryota, Fungi, Basidiomycota, Exobasidiomycetes, Georgefischeriales, Tilletiariaceae. Bases 67 to 309 code for a protein of 80 amino acids. The transcript has a single exon. The record is from RefSeq and is a predicted model, not a curated record.
GCGAAAGAAAACAGCCAGUGAGCUUCGAAAUUCAGGUUGGGGCAAAAGCGGAAACCACGAAAGGUCAUGGACUUUUGGUCUUGUGUAAUGUGUUUGCCUUCCACACUCGGCCGAGAGAGGCAGUCGAGAGAGGACGCGUCGCGCACAAACACAAACCGACCACGGAGUACACGCCGCACGCCCUCGCUCUGUAUCGAGAUAAGGUGUGGCUCUAUUAAUAGAGGCCCCAUAGGAGGCCAUGUUAUCGUCAGUCCAGAUUGGAUUGGAUUGGAUUGUAUCAAGACAACCGCAGAGUGUAUUCGACACUGACGUUGAUGGAGACAAGGCGCGCGUUUGUACACCAUAGCUCUCGUUGAGCUGCAGGAGUUGUCCAUCGGCACGUUGACAAUCGCAGACCCCCAUUUUCGCCAAGGU